AUGACAAUCCAAGUGGUGACCGCUGACGUGCUGAGGGACGCCCGCAUCCUCAUCCUGCACAUGGGCCGCGACUUCUCCUUCGACGACUGCGGCCGCGCCUUCACCUGCCUGCCCGCGGAGGAGCCCGGCGCCCCGGCCGAGGCGCUGGUCUGCAACCUGGACAGCCUGCUGGGGACCAUGACACACCGGCUCUGUGUGGGCUCCCCGCCCGGCGUCUGGGUCUGCAGCACCGACAUGCUCCUCACCGUGCCCUCUGCACCAGGGAUCAGCUGGGAUGGCUUCCAGGGCGUCAGAGUGAUCGCGGUGCCCGGGAGCCCGGUGUAUGCCAGGAACCACGGGGUCUACCUCACCGAUGAGCAGGGGCUGGUGCGUGACAUCAUCUACAAAGGCACAGAGGCCCAGAUCCAGCAGUGUGCAGGGCCUGAUGGCACCGUCCCACUGGUCUGUGGGAUUGUUUUCUUCUCCUCGGAUGCUGCUGAGCAGCUUCUGGCCACCCACGUCAUCCCUCCUCUGGAUGCCUGUACCUACAUGGGGCUGGACUCAGGGGCACCUCCCAUCCAGCUCUCCCUCUUUUUUGACAUCGUGCUGAGCAUGGCAGGGGGGAUGACAGAGGAGGAUUUUGUGAAGGGUGGCAGCGAUGCCAGCGUGAGGAGUGCCCGCUCCGUGCUGUGGACAGCUCUCCGUGGCUUCCCUCUUAGCAUGGCCUGCAUCCCUGAUGCAUCCUACGACUACAUGACCACCUCUGCAAGUGACCACAUCCGCAGCCUGACUCUCCUGCCUGGCUCUGCCAGUCACCUCCGCUUCUGCAAGACAGCCCAUUCCCACGUGGACCAGCCCUGUCUCCUGGAGGAUGGCUCUUCAGUCACCAACUGCCUGCUGGAAGGAGCUGUAGGGCUGGCAGCUGGCAGUGUCAUCCAGCACUGUCACCUCCAGUGGGCUCAGCACCCCUCUCAUCCCAGGCCGGCUCUGCUGGUGAGAGCGGCUCGGCAUUACGAGGGGGCCGAGCAAAUCCUGGUCCGGCAGGCGGUGAUGUCCUCGUGCCAGUUUGUCACCGUGGGGCAGUCAGAGCUGCCACCCUUGGGGCACUGGGUGCAGGUGGCUUGUCCGGCCCGCCUGGACCUCUCCGGUGGCUGGAGUGACACCCCCCCCAUCACCUACGAGCACGGGGGGGCCGUGGUGGACGUGGCGGUGCUGGUGGACGGGUGCCGGCCCAUCGGUGCCCGGGUGCGCCGCAUCCCCGCACCGGAGCUGCGCCUCGUCAGCCUCAGCGGGGCCCCACCGAGCCAGGCAGUGAUGGAGCUGGUGUGCCAGGAGCUGGAGCACCUACAGGAUUACUGCCAGCCACAUGCACCAGGAGCCUUGCUCAAAGCUGCCUUCAUCUGCACCCAGGUCGUGCAGUUCCCCUCACAGAAACCCUUGCGGGUCCAGCUGAUGGAGAGUUUUGGGAGUGGCUUCGAAGUGCACACCUGGUCCAAGCUGCCCCACGGGUCUGGCCUGGGCACCAGCAGCAUCCUGGCAGGAGCGGUGAUGGCAUCGCUGUACCGGGCGGCUGGGAAGGCUGCCAGCACCGAGUCCCUCAUCCACGCCGUGCUGCACCUGGAGCAGAGGCUCACGACAGGUGGUGGUUGGCAGGACCAGGUUGGUGGGCUCGUCCCUGGCAUCAAAAUCGGAAGGUCGAAGGCCCAGUUGCCCCUCAGGGUGGAAGUGGAGCCGAUCCCGGUGCCUGACGGUUUUACCCAGACCCUCAGUGAUCACUUGCUGCUGGUGUACACGGGGAAGACUCGCCUGGCCCGCAACCUGCUCCAGGAUGUGGUGAGGAACUGGUAUGCCAGGCUGCCCUCCAUUGUGCAAAACACUGAUGCGCUGGUGAGCAACGCUGAGGAGUGUGCCCAGGCCUUGAGGCAAGGUGACCUGCCGCUCAUUGGCGAGUGUCUGGACCGCUACUGGCAGCAGAAGAAGGUCAUGGCCCCUGGGUGUGAGCCGCUGGCCGUGGGGCACAUGAUGGACGCUCUCCGGCCCCACGUCCACGGGCAGUGCUUGGCCGGGGCCGGCGGCGGUGGCUUCCUUUACGUCCUAACCAAAGCCCCGCAGCAAAGAGAGGCUUUGCAGCAGAUCCUCACUGGCACCGAGGGGCUGGGCAACUUCAGCAUCCACAGCAUCGAGGUGGACACGGGCGGUUUCUCCGUGGAGGUUGUGGGAUGUGAUACGAAGGAUGGUGCUCGCCCUGGAGAGGACAGGGCUGUGUGAAGGCCUUCAGCCCUGGCCAGUUCCUGGCAGAUACACAGGAAAUCCUCACUGCUUUAAGGGCAGCUCCAGCAGGUGCCUUAGGUCUUGAUAUGGCCUUUUUGUGCUGCUGCUUGCCCCAAAAGCCACAGAGGCUGGAAAAGUUGUGAUGAGCUGGGCAGGCACAAUUCUCCCUGGAGGAUGGCCUUGCUGGAAGGACAGUUUGCAAGGGCCUCCAGCCUGAUUUUGCAGUUUCACUCCAGUUUUUACAGUUCUCCAAAGGGAAAAGACUAGCAUUUGUGAUGCUGCCUCUGGCAGGAACCUUCCUGCUCUUCCAGCAGCAGGGACCCACACUGCCUGUUCAGCACACAAUGCUCCUGCACCAAGGAUGCACCUGGAUGUGGAAUCAAGACCCUCUCCUGUCCUGAGGGACUAUUUCAGUGUUGAUAUAGUGAAUAAUGAAAGCAAGCUACUAAUUCCUGCAGUCAGUCUGAAUAAAAGAGCU
Messenger RNA from Manacus vitellinus (golden-collared manakin), 2728 nucleotides. It is a transcript of the gene FCSK, whose product is annotated as fucose kinase. Gene Ontology annotation, molecular function: ATP binding; fucokinase activity. The record is from RefSeq and is a predicted model, not a curated record. NCBI's taxonomy places the organism in Eukaryota, Metazoa, Chordata, Aves, Passeriformes, Pipridae. Gene Ontology annotation, biological process: GDP-L-fucose salvage. Bases 1 to 2247 code for a protein of 748 amino acids. The transcript is spliced from 18 exons.